GCGGGGCCGCGCGGAGGAGACGCACCAAUCAGCGGCUCCCCCGGGCUCACGACCGGCCUCAGCGCCCAGAGCAGGCGGCGCGCUGGGACCCGGCCCUCCCUCGGACAGCGCCCCCCCCCGCGCUCAGUGCCCCCGCGUGUCCUGGCCGGGUGGCCCGGGCCGGCCGGAUGGAGCGGAGGAUGAAAGGCGGAUCUCUGGAUCAGCAAGUGCCCUACACCGCCUGCAGCAAACUGUCCGGAAAUGGGAGCCUUCGCGAAGGGCUGAUGGUUCCGCAGAGGAAGCUCAUGGACCCUGGCUCCCUGCCGCCCCCCGACUCGGAAGAUCUCUUCCAGGAUCUAAGUCACUUCCAGGAGACGUGGCUCGCAGAAGCUCAGGUACCAGACAGCGAUGAGCAGUUCGUCCCUGAUUUCCACUCGGAAAACUUAGCUUUUCACAGCCCGACCACCCGGAUCAAGAAGGAGCCCCAGAGCCCCCGCGCUGAGCCGGCCCUGUCCUGCAGCAGGAAGCCGCCGCCCCCCUACCACCAUGGCGAGCAGUGCCUUUACUCCAGACAAACCGCCAUCAAGUCCCCUGCCCCCGGCGCCCCUGGACAGUCGCCCCUGCAGCCCUUCCCCCGGGCAGAACCGCGGGGUCUCCUGAGGUCCUCCGGGCCCAGCCAGCCCCACCCCGGCCACGGGCACCUCGGGGAGCACAGCCCUGUCUUCCAGCAGCCCCUGGACGCCUGCCACUCCUUCACGCCUUCCCAGGGAGGUUCCGGGGACCCCCUGGCAGCCCCCUACCAGCACCCGCUGCCGGAGCCCUGCCCGCCGUACCCGCACCAGGGCUUCAAGCAGGAGUACCACGACCCCCUGUACGAGCAGGCGGGCCGGGGCGGGCUCCGCGGGCACAGGUACCCGGGGGCAGGGGUGGUAAUCAAGCAGGAGCAGACUGACUUCGCCUACGACGCAGAUGUCCCUGGCUGUGCCUCGAUGUACCUCCACCCAGAGGGCUUCUCAGGGCCUGCUGCCGGUGACCGGGCCAUGGGUUAUGGCUAUGAGAAAGCUCUGCGACCUUUCCCAGAGGACGUCUGCGUGGUCCCUGAGAGGCUGGAAGGGGACAUCAAGCAAGAGGGGCUCGGGGCAUUCCGAGAGGGGCCGCCCUACCAGCGCCGCGGCGCCCUGCAGCUCUGGCAGUUCCUGGUGGCCCUGCUGGAUGACCCCACGAACGCACACUUCAUCGCUUGGACUGGCCGGGGGAUGGAGUUCAAGCUGAUCGAGCCUGAGGAGGUUGCCCGGCUCUGGGGCAUCCAGAAGAACCGGCCAGCCAUGAACUACGACAAGCUGAGCCGCUCGCUGCGGUACUAUUAUGAGAAGGGCAUCAUGCAGAAGGUGGCUGGGGAGCGCUACGUGUACAAGUUCGUGUGCGAGCCCGAGGCCCUGUUCUCCCUGGCCUUCCCAGACAAUCAGCGGCCAGCUCUGAAGGCCGAGGCUGACCGGCUGGUCAGCGAGGAGGACACAGUCCCUUUGUCCCACCUGGACGAGAGCCCCGCCUACCUCCCGGAGCUGGCUGGCCCUGCCCAGCCCUUUGGCCCCAAGGGCGGCUACUCAUACUAGCUGUCCACGCUGCCCAGCCACAGUGGGCCCUGCCCGUGUACAUAGCCAGGAAGCUGAGCCCACGGCCUGGGGCGGAUCCUGCGGCCCCUGGACCCACAGCCAGGGAAGGAGGAGAGGCCGCCUACAGGAGGACCUGGGAGCUGCGCCCGGAGCUCAGCUCAGCCUCUCCUGAUCCUGAGGCCACGGGCUCCCAGCUUACCCUGGCACUGGGGCCUGGGGUCCCCUGAGCCCCUCUGCUCCGGACUCCGUCCUGCCCAGGCCGUGGCCCUGAAGGGUGCUGUCAGCUCUUGGUGCUGUCUGGGGUGGGGCAGGACCCUGGGUGCUGUGGCCUGGGGGAGGGGCUCCUCCUGCGCCCGGGACCUUAAUAAAGGCCCUGCCUCCCUCA
Molecule: messenger RNA, 1977 nt
Organism: Chinchilla lanigera (long-tailed chinchilla)
Lineage: Eukaryota; Metazoa; Chordata; Mammalia; Rodentia; Chinchillidae
Gene: Etv4
Product: ets variant 4
Biological process (GO): cell differentiation; regulation of transcription by RNA polymerase II
Cellular component (GO): nucleus
Molecular function (GO): DNA-binding transcription factor activity, RNA polymerase II-specific; sequence-specific DNA binding
Source: RefSeq, a predicted model, not a curated record